Molecule: messenger RNA, 1268 nt
Organism: Neodiprion fabricii
Lineage: Eukaryota; Metazoa; Arthropoda; Insecta; Hymenoptera; Diprionidae
Gene: Gnmt
Product: glycine N-methyltransferase
Exons: 5
Coding region: 234-1124 (296 amino acids)
Biological process (GO): protein homotetramerization; S-adenosylmethionine metabolic process; regulation of gluconeogenesis
Cellular component (GO): cytosol
Molecular function (GO): glycine N-methyltransferase activity; glycine binding; S-adenosyl-L-methionine binding
Source: RefSeq, a predicted model, not a curated record
UCUAGUUGUCGUUGGAAUUUUUGUCUUAUUACAUGUCGAUGUAUACACUUCUUCACUACCCAUCAGUUCAAUGCAUGUUGAACUGUAAACAGUAGCUACAGAUAUAAUUCAAGAUAAGCAGUAGAGUAUAAAUAAGGGUAGCAUUUUUUGAGCAACUGAGUGUAGUCAGUGCCACUGCUGGAUAAACUUCAUACAUUUUUCUUGUUGUGCGAUUGGAUCAUUUUUACUAGAUAAUGGUAGACUCCGUAUUUCGCACUCGCUCUCUUGGAACAGCAGCGGAAGGUGUAAGGGAUCAGUAUGCUGAUGGUAAGGCGGCAAAGGUAUGGGAAGUCUUCAUUGGUGACCAAAAGUCACGUACCCAAAAUUACAAGGACUUUAUAGUGAGUUUGUUAAGACAAAACGGUUGUCAGCGAAUUCUUGAUGUUGCCUGUGGAACUGGAAUAGAUUCAAUAAUGCUUCUGGAAGAAGGAUUUGAAGUUGUUAGUGUUGAUGCAUCAGACAAAAUGUUAAAAUAUGCACUGAAAGCCAGGUGGGCACGCCGCAAGGAAUCAGCUUUUGAUAAUUGGAUUAUUGAAGAAGCAAACUGGUUAACACUAGCUGAUGACAUUAGAUACUUAAUUGGAGAAGGGUUUGAUGCUGUUGUCUGUCUAGGAAACAGUUUUGCCCACAUGCCUGACUCGUUUGGAGAUCAAAGGGAACAAAAGCAGGCACUUGCAAACUUUGAGCGUUGUGUAAAGCCGGGUGGAUUGUUACUAAUUGAUCACAGAAACUAUGAUGAUAUAAUUGCAACAGGAUUCACUCCAUCCAAAUGCAUAUAUUAUAAUAGUUCACAUAUGACUGACAUUAAAACCUCGAUAUUGUUUGUGAGCGGAAAAGCAGCUAUAGUAGCAUUAGAUUACUUGAUUGAUUUAGGUGAUGGAGAAAUUUCUAAUGAUCAUAAUUCUGAGCGCAUAAGUGAGUUUAGAUUAUCUUAUUACCCUCACAGACUUUCAAUUUUUCGAGAUAUGCUGAAUGAGGCUUUUCACUAUACUGCAAAGCAUACCAUCUACGGUGACUUCAAGCCACUAGAUCAAAUCAAAAAUCCAGGUUUCUAUAUUCAUGUUCUACAAAAAAGAGACGAAUAGAUAUCAAAUGUGAAUUAGUUCAGACUGAGUUAAAAUUCGGAGGAGUAAUUGAAUCGGAAAAUCAUCAAUACCUCGAAGUCUUGUUAUUGUUGUAAAAAAAUUAGAGUUGUAACAUGAAAUGAAAUAUACGAUACAUUUUGCAAA